AGCAGGGGCAGGGCCGCGGCGGGGCUGUGACCCCCGGGGAGGCUCCGGAGGCUCCGCUCGGCCCUCGCAGCCCCGUGAGUCACUUCCGCGGCCCCCACCGCCCGCCUCCCGCCGGGGAGCGGCGCGGGCGAGCGCUGACCGGCCUUCCUCCCUUCUCCCGCUCUUCUUCCUCCUCCUCCUCCUCGCCGCCGACACCGCAAGGACGAUGAGCGAAGCCGGCGCCAAGUCCAGCCAGGCCCUGGCCUCCAAGGGGGAGAAGGACGCCUCGGAGAAGAGGGGCCGGGGACGGCCCAGGAAGAAGCCGCAGCAGGAGCCCAGCGAAGCCCCGACCCCCAAGAGACCCCGCGGACGGCCGAAGGGCAGUAAAAACAAGGCCACCCCAAAAGGCAGGAAAGCUGCAGUCACACCAGGGAGAAAACCUCGAGGCCGACCCAAAAAAUCGGUGAGUGGGCUUUUCCCUUCCUCCUCUUCCUCACUGAUCCUGGCAGGAUGCUGGGCACUGGGGGGGGCACAACCACCCCGCUAAUUGCUCAGGACCCCC
Molecule: messenger RNA, 541 nt
Organism: Oxyura jamaicensis (ruddy duck)
Lineage: Eukaryota; Metazoa; Chordata; Aves; Anseriformes; Anatidae
Gene: HMGA1
Product: high mobility group AT-hook 1
Exons: 3
Coding region: 206-526 (106 amino acids)
Biological process (GO): regulation of DNA-templated transcription
Cellular component (GO): nucleus; chromatin
Molecular function (GO): transcription coregulator activity; DNA binding
Source: RefSeq, a predicted model, not a curated record